UUACGCAGUCGUUAUAUUAGUUUGUAUAUGGUUGUGACGUGUGAAGAGCAGAUAGCCUCUUUGGCCUUGAUGUGAACACUUUUCUGAGUAAAUAAUUUCGAAUUUCUUGAGGCCGUUGCAACGAACGAAAUACCUCAAUCAGAUUGGAUAUCAAAUUAUGACAAACAAUUGAUACUCAAGUCUUUUUACGAGACUGAAAAGCUGUUGAGUGCUCGUUUAAAAUUGCUAUCACAGAUGCCAUACAUUCUGGUUAGGGGUAACCUUGCUUCGUAUAGUCACAGGUAUCCCUGGAGAGUCCUUGUCUCGGGUCUUAAAGCUGCUGACAUAGAACAAUUAACUCGGUUUGCUUCUGGAGGGUACUGUGACGACUCCACUAUCGUUUACCUGCAACAUCCCUGCGUAAUUUUAACUGCAUUAGAAGUACUUGGUUACAAAGUUGUCGCAUCCUCUAGUACCAGUGUCAAACAGGACUACAAUGAGUACAUGUGGACUAUGAGAAAGGAUUUUGCCGAGCCUGAACCUGAGCCACCAAUUAAAACUGAAUGUACAAGUUUCAGGGAAACCAAUAUGGCACAUCAUAGCAAAGAUCAUUCUUGCUCAGCUGAGGGGGCAUCGUCAGUUAGACAAACAUUAGAAGAAAUGGAUUUUGAGCGUGGGAUCUGGUAUGCAGCACAACAAAAUGAUCUAGAUCGUGUCGAACAACUACUGAAGAAAGGAAUUCUCAUUGACAAAGAGGAUUUGGCUGGUUACACAGCUCUGCAUUACGCCGCUCGCAAUGGUCAUCUUUCGGUGUGUAAAAUGCUAUUGGAAAAUGGCGCGUUCGUCGAUGCUAAAACCCGAUCAGGAAAAGCGACUGCCCUUCACAGAGCAGCAACCCAAGGGCACGUUGAAGUCGUUGAAUACCUUCUGAAAUCUAAAGCAGAUCCAAAUAUCAAAGACGCGGAUGGUUACACGGCUCUACAUAGAGCAAUUAUAGCAGAUUCGAUCAGUGUUUGUCGAAUUUUGGUUCCUCUAAUAGAUCUCAAAAUCACUGAUAACGCAGGCCGAACACCUUUACAGCUCGCUGCGGACAAGGGAAACGAGAAGCUCGUCCGUUUGAUGGAAGCAAUUCGAUAAUAUACAUCUGGCAAAAUAGUGAAAUUUCUAAUAUUUUAAAUUACAAUUUCAGGCAGAUGUUGGAGAUGUUUUGAAGAUGAGAUUGGGACUGUAUAUUGUUUUCAGAAGAGUGCUUAUGUAGUUUGAAUUUUGAUAUGAUGUUUUGAUAGUUUACUUCAUAUGAACAUGAUUUACGUAAAAUCUAAAACAUCCUUUGUAGCCAGAAGAAUGUCAUUUAAUUUAUUAUUAUUCUCUAUACCGUUAUUAUGUAGUGCAUUUUUUAUGUUACACACUUGUUGAAUUUAUUAAAUUAUCAUUACAGACGGUCAUAUAAUUAUAAUCAAUCGAGUAUUACGUAAUGUGUAUAAGAGAGAAAGAGAGAGAGAUUCAUUUUCGGCAACUUAUGAAUUCUGCAGAGGGUUUGACAAUAAGCAAUUAAUACUAGGUUAUAAUAACUGCACAGGUAAUAAUAAUAACAAUAAUGAUUCUGACGCAAUUCAAAGACGUAGCUGGAAUAAAAUCUAGUUAGUAUCACUUAUCAUGACUGUACGUGCAAAUCAGUUUUCAUUUAACAGAAGGUUUCAAAAGGAAAUUCCAUAAGUAUAUGAUAUUUGAUUCGAUAGAAAAACACACAAUCUAUGUAUUAAUGCAUAAAUU
Molecule: messenger RNA, 1752 nt
Organism: Diprion similis
Lineage: Eukaryota; Metazoa; Arthropoda; Insecta; Hymenoptera; Diprionidae
Product: ankyrin repeat domain-containing protein 39 homolog
Exons: 5
Coding region: 235-1116 (293 amino acids)
Biological process (GO): negative regulation of biosynthetic process
Molecular function (GO): protein binding
Source: RefSeq, a predicted model, not a curated record